ACGAGAUCCAACAUUCACUUCUUCUUCAUCAUCCCAAAGUCAACCCCAACCUCCCAAACUCUUGAAAAGCUGAGCCACUGCAUCUUCUUCUAUACUACGAGUGAAUUGGCUCCGCCAACUGCAGCGAGAAAUGGAAUCCUCCGUCGCCACUACUGCAUCUUCUUCAACUACGCCGCCGACUGUUGUUCUUACGGCAGGGGAUUACGAGGUUUUCAUGAGCUUCAGGGGUUCCGAUGUUCGCAACAGGUUUGCCGAUCAUCUCUACACCUCCUUAACGCGUGCCAAGAUUCGCACUUUCAGGGACGAGGAAGAGCUCCAGAAGGGGGAAGGGAUCACGCCUUCCCUAAUCCGGGCCAUCCCGGAAUCGAAGAUCUACAUCCCUAUUUUAUCCGAGCGGUAUGCUUCUAGCAAAUGGUGCCUUCUCGAACUGGCUCAAAUGGUGGAUUGCUGGAAGCAAGGGAAGGGAUAUCUCAUCCUCCCCAUUUUCUACUUAGUUGAUCCCAAAGAUGUGCGGCAUCAACAAGGUCCUUAUCAGCAAGCCUUCGAAGAGCAUGCCCACAAACAUAGCUCCCAGAAUGUGAAUGCAUGGAAGGAAGCACUAAAUGAAGUCGGACAAUUGAAAGGAUGGCACAUUACAGAAUCCCGCGGGGAGGGCACUGUUGUAGGCGAGGUCCUUUCUAAAGUCGAGUCACAUUUGGGGAGCAUGUACACAUUGGCGACCGACGAGUUGGUGGGGAUCGACACUCCCAUGGAAGAAGUGAUGAAAUUGUUGAAUUUAGGGUCAUCCAACGAGAAAGUUAUCGUUGGCAUUCACGGUAUGGGUGGUAUAGGUAAAACUACGCUAUCCAAAGCUGUCUAUAACAAGAUUUUUGUUAAAUUUGAUCGUUGUUGUUAUCUAGAAGAUGUGCGAGAAGCUCUAGCGAAGAGCGACGGAGCUGUAUCUCUACAGAAUAAGGUUAUCUCUACUGUUUUGAAAGUGGAUCGUUUGGUUAGAAGUGUUAGUGAAGGAACCAAUGUGAUAAAAGAUAGGGUUUGCAAGCACAAAUUACUUCUUGUUAUUGACGAUAUAGAUGACAAGUUUGAAUUUGAUAAGAUUCUAGGAAAAUUAGAUGAUUUUUCCUCGGAUAGUAGAUUUAUAUUUACAACAAGGUAUAGGAGGGCUUUAGAUUUUAUUCCAGAUUGCAAAUUAUAUGAACCAGGAGAAAUGAGUUCUCAUAUUUCCCUGCAACUUUUUAGCAAAUAUGCUUUUGGGAUGGACCAUCCACCAGAGGAAGUUGCGGGAAUAUCUGAGGAAUUUGUAAAAGUUGCUACUGGGCUUCCUUUAGCUCUCAAGGUGAUAGGGUCACUUUUGUUUCGUAGAGAGAAGAAAUUUUGGGAAGAAAAAUUGAUAGAGUUACAAGGCAUUCCUUCCACUACCGAAAACAUGGUGCAAGAAAGAUUGAAGAUCAGCUACAAUGACUUGUCGCACAAUGAAAAACAAAUCUUUCUUGACAUUGCCUGUUUUUUUAUUGGUAGCCACAAAGAUUUACCUUAUUACAUGUGGAGUGGCUGUAACUUUUAUCCAGAAAGUGGGAUCAGCACUCUUAUCCACAGAUCUCUGAUAAAACUUGACGAAGCAAACCUGUUUUGGAUGCACGAUCACAUCAAAGAUCUUGGGAGAGCCAUUGUGAAAGAGGAAGAUGUCCGACAUACAUACAACCGUAGCAGGAUAUGGUCUACAGAUGAUGUCCUCGACAUGUUGAGAAAUAGCGAGGGAAGUGAACGGGUGGAAGUUGUUCGAAUAGAUGUGAAAUCUAGAGAUGAUCAUGACAGGGUGCUUAAAAGCAAGAAAUUUGAGAAAUUAUCAGGGUUAAGAUAUUUGGAGGUGCAAUAUGGACGCAUGAUGGGAGAUUUUAGCCAGGUCCUUCCAAAUAUAUGCUGUCUUCGAUUGUGCCACUGCGAAUCUAUCCCAACCAAUAUUAACGCAAAGAAAUUGGUAGUACUUGAUUUGCAGCAUUCCAAUAUAAAGGAUGACUGGAAGGGUUGGAGUAGAAUAAAGACUGCAGCAAAGCUGAAAGCAGUAAAUGUACAGAGUUGCUUGGAGCUGAAAACAACUCCCGAUUUGUCCACAUGCACUAGCCUUGAGUUCAUAACCUUUACACGUUGUUACAAUAUGAAGGGACAGAUGCAGAUUGACAAAUUCAAGAAUAUGAAAACGCUGAGAAUCUAUAAAACCCGCAUAACAGAGUUGGUCGUCAGGAGCGGUGACAUUGGAAAGUUUCAACGACUAGAGGAGAUGGACGUGAGUUGGACUGAUUUGAGAGAAUUGCCUGCCGGGAUGGAAAUCUUAUCGUCUCUCAAAAUCUUGUCGCUAGGGUCGCCACAAUGGCGGACGAACAGCCUGAUGGUGAUACCCAUGCUUCCGAGGAGUUUAAAGAGGUUAUCCAUCGUGUCUUCAUCAUCGGGGGUUCCAAAUCUGCUAGAGCUCAAGGAGUUGGAAUCCCUGAGUUACGGUAAUGCUCCUUGGAUUCCAGGAGACUUGUGGAAGCUUCCAAGUUUAAAGGAAUUGAGUGUGGAGUACUCUCCUAUCAGUGGUCCACUGCUGCAGCAGGAACAGGAUAAGGAGGCAACUUCUUCCCCUGCUGCUCUGCCCACAUCUUUAACCAGCCUUCACGUCGUUUAUUGCCAGCAAUUGAAUGAGCUUCCCAGCCUAGCAAAUCUGUCCAAUCUGACCCAUCUCACAAUCUCGGAAGUCGGGGUGGCUGAGAUUCGGGGCCUGGGAGAGCUGAGGGCGCUGGAGACUAUGGAGAUAGGUUCCAGGAAUCUAAACAACCUCGACGGACUUGAGAAUCUGCUCCUCCUCAGGACCCUGACCUUGAGGUCUGCCAAGCUGGAGAGGCUACCGAGCCUCGCGAAUUUGAGAAAUUUGAAGGAUCUUGAGGUUUCCUACUGUCCAUAUAUCAUUGAAAUCCAAGGCCUGGGCAGCCUCGGGGAGUCUUUAUCCCGUAUGACGAUCAAAAAAUGUCCCAGCUUGGCUAACUUGGAUGGACUUCAACUUCUGGAAGCAUUAGAGGAAUUUACUUUUGACGAACAUUCCUUCGGCCGGAAGUCAUCUCUUGAUCUCUCCGGUCGUCUCCACAAACUGAAACGGCUGAACAUCCUCCGGUGUCCAGAGUUGACCGAGGUGAAGGGGCUGGAGAGGUUGGUGUCGUUGGAAUGGCUGACCAUGGAGGGUUGCGGUUCGAUUCGACGGUUGCCGGAUCUGUCCGAGCUCAACAACCUCAAGGAAUUGAACCUCUGUGGCUGCCAGAACUUGAUUGGUCUCACGGGGAUCCACAGAUUGGAGUCGUUGAGGCGGCUACUGCUGUCGGAGUGCUGGUCGAUUGCAGAGCUGCCGAACUUAUCCUGUCUCAAUAAUCUGGAGGAGCUUGAUAUUGUGGGGUGCAGGGAGUUGGUCGAGGUCAAUGGACUUGAUGAGCUGGAGAAGUUAGGGAAGCUGAAAAUGGGGAGAAGGAUGAGAGUGAAGUGUUUCGCCAAAUUGGCGGCUCGAUAUGGGAAGCGGCUUAGCUGCACUAGUCUGUGGGUAAACGGUAAGGAUUAUGAAACAAGAGGUAAGAAAGCAGAGUAAAUCGAUUCAUUUGAAAGAAAUUGAAAGGGUGAUAUGUAAAUCGAUUUUUCAUUUAUCUUGCGUAUACAAUAACUCGAUCAUCAACGACGUUAUAAGCACUAACAGUUUUAGCGAUGGAAUAACAUGGACUAAAAGAUUUUGCAUUCAU
Molecule: messenger RNA, 3755 nt
Organism: Linum tenue
Lineage: Eukaryota; Viridiplantae; Streptophyta; Magnoliopsida; Malpighiales; Linaceae
Source: the annotation of a GenBank genome assembly